Molecule: messenger RNA, 2624 nt
Organism: Phyllostomus discolor (pale spear-nosed bat)
Lineage: Eukaryota; Metazoa; Chordata; Mammalia; Chiroptera; Phyllostomidae
Gene: KIN
Product: Kin17 DNA and RNA binding protein
Exons: 13
Coding region: 513-1628 (371 amino acids)
Biological process (GO): DNA replication; DNA damage response
Cellular component (GO): nucleus
Molecular function (GO): double-stranded DNA binding
Source: RefSeq, a predicted model, not a curated record
AGCGUGAAGGCGUGGAUCUCAGGUCCCUAGUCACGGGUCUGUACUGGGCGAGUCAAUUAGAUAACACAGUAGGGACAUCCUUCCCUGCAGGCCCCGUCCUAGUGGGAAAUCAUUGAUCUUUGACACUUUACUCCCAGUUCGCCCCCCCCCCCAAAGAAAUGGGAAAUAAGAAAAGAUUUUGCAGCUCGAAAUUAUUCCACUCAAGGUGUCGGAAAACGGAGAUUUGAAUAAUUAAAUGUCAGGCUCCUGGGUAAUAACAAUCACCUUUGACGACGUGACUCUUAAGAGAAAGAUAUGAUAAGGAUUCACACCUCAUUUCAUGGUCAAAUGAAAAAGAAGUAAGUUAUUGCACGCCACUCAUUUAACAACAAUUUAUGGAGCAGCUACAGUGUGCUAGAGCCAGGAUAUUAUUGUGGUUAAGAUGUGGACUCGCGUCAGACUGAGAAUUAUGAAACUUAACCACACCACCUCUUGCUGCUGUGUGGUCUUGGAAUGGCUUUAAGUGUCAUUGUAUGUCCGAAUCUCAUCAGAGGCAACUAUUGCUGGCUUCAGAAAAUCCUCAGCAGUUUAUGGAUUAUUUUUCAGAGGAAUUCAGAAAUGACUUUCUAGAACUUCUCAGGAGACGCUUUGGCACUAAGAGAGUUCACAACAACAUUGUUUAUAAUGAGUAUAUCAGCCACCGAGAGCACAUCCAUAUGAAUGCCACUCAGUGGGAGACUCUGACUGAUUUUACCAAGUGGCUGGGCAGAGAAGGCUUGUGUAAAGUGGAUGAGACACCGAAAGGCUGGUACAUUCAGUAUAUAGACAGGGACCCAGAAACUAUCCGCCGGCAACUGGAACUAGAGAAAAAGAAGAAGCAGGACCUUGAUGAUGAAGAAAAAACUGCCAAAUUUAUUGAAGAGCAAGUGAGAAGAGGGCUGGAAGGAAAAGAGCAGGAAGCUCCUGUUUUUACAGAAUUAAGCAGAGAAAAUGAUGAAGAGAAAGUGACAUUUAAUUUGAAUAAAGGAGCAUGUAGUUCAACAGCAACAUCUUCCAAGUCAAGUUCUUUGGGACCAAGUGCAUUAAAGGUGAUAGAGACUGCCGCAUCAGUGAAACGGAAAGAAUCUUCCCGGAGCUCAGCUCAACCAAAAGAAAAGAAAAAGAAAUCGGCACUUGAUGAAAUCAUGGAGAUAGAAGAGGAGAAGAAAAGAGCUGCCCGGACAGACUACUGGCUGCAGCCGGAAAUUAUUGUGAAAAUUAUAACCAAAAAACUCGGAGAGAAAUAUCAUAAGAAAAAGGGCAUUGUUAAGGAAGUAAUUGACAAAUACACAGCUGUUGUAAAGAUGAUUGAUUCUGGAGACAAGCUGAAACUUGACCAGACUCAUUUAGAAACAGUAAUUCCAGCACCAGGAAAGAGAAUUCUCGUUUUAAAUGGAGGCUACAGAGGAAAUGAAGGUACCUUAGAAUCCAUCAAUGAGAAGACCUUUUCAGCUACUAUAGUCAUUGAAACUUUCAGCAAGUGUGAAUAUUUGGGGGGAAUAAUAGACGCCUUGGAGAGUCUGAUGGAAGUUUUGAACUCUCUCCAAAAAAUUGUACGUAACUGCCAAAUUUUAUGUACUUGUUGUAUUAAGGAACUCAUAGGCCCCUAAACCCACUUGUGGGUUGGUUAGAGAAUAUGUGUCUCAUGAAGGUUUUCUGAAAAUAGCAUCUCUUUAUUUGAGAGGAAUCACAUUUUAAGUAGGUGAAGCAUUUUUUUUCUUGUCCUGGACAAUACUGACCUAGAAACUGUCACUAUGUUAAACUAGAGGGAGAAAGAGAAAGGUAGUAUCAUCUGUCAUUAAGGAAUUUAUCAAGCUGACUGAAUGAACAGAUUGAGGGGUUUUUUUUAAGUCAGUUAAGUUUUUCUCUCUGACUCCAUCAAUAUAUGGUUCUGGAAAAUCUUGUUUUUCUGUGGCUGCUUGAUCCUCCUCCACUUUUUAAUUUCAUAAUACCAUCCAAUUUAGGUUGUGCUUCAUGUUUUCAUCUUAGGGGAAUACAAAACAACUAAUUACUGUUGAGGGUGUUCUAGGUUCCAUCCAGAUAAUCUUUGGUUUACAGUUUGUAUAACUUUUAAGAACUACUUUCUUCUCUCCUGCACCAAAAACCCAUAAUCUCACCUUCCUUUCUCAUGCUUUAGUUGCAUACAGACCUGUCCUGAAAUAAAACCCAUGAGGAAGUCCUCAUAAAAAGCCUUUCUGGUUAAUUGCAAAGCAGUACUUAACUUUUUUGGAAGAGGAAACCCACCUGCUAAUUUUUUUGUUUUUUUAUUUUUCUUUUGUAGCCUGCCUGCCCUCAGAAAAAAAAAAAUCUGUGUUUGCAUGUGUCUGUCUGUGUGUCCAUGUUUUCUCAUGUCACUGCCAUGAAACACAUGAACAUUUCAGAUGAUUCCUGCUAUUUUUACCAUUUCUGCAAUCUUGAAUUUAUUAUCAGUAUAUUUGAAACAUUAUGCUUACAUAUUAUGAUUUUUAAAUAGCUAACAAAGUGUUCAGAAACAACCUCAGUCUUUUAACUACUUACCUAAUUAACCCAAAUAUCUGACUCAUUUUUAGUCCCCAACUUUCUGGUUCUUAUCAUAAAAGUGUAAUUGAUCAUUGACCUUUAAACUU